Sipha flava (yellow sugarcane aphid) is the source of this 2200-nucleotide messenger RNA. RefSeq names its product acetyl-coenzyme A transporter 1-like. Gene Ontology annotation, molecular function: acetyl-CoA transmembrane transporter activity. The record is from RefSeq and is a predicted model, not a curated record. Gene Ontology annotation, cellular component: membrane. The transcript has 11 exons. Bases 346 to 1866 code for a protein of 506 amino acids. NCBI's taxonomy places the organism in Eukaryota, Metazoa, Arthropoda, Insecta, Hemiptera, Aphididae.
CGCGCGCGUUCCAAUCGCCUAGUCUAAUUCACUUACUUUUGAGUGUUCGGUCGCGAUUUUCAACCAUAAUUAGUUGACACGCGUCUAAUGUGUAAGAAGUGCACGUCUUCGUUUUAAAACGCGGACACUCGGCGUUCGUAUCAUCUAAAACUUAAAAAAUGUUUAAUACGAAAUGAUAUAAAAAAUUUUUUUUAUAUUAUUAUUAAAUAAAUUAGAUACUUAAUUAAUUGUUUAACUAAGUACAGAACAAGUAUUGUUUCAGUUCAAAAAACUAUUUAAUUAAAGUUAAAUAUAUUUGAUCGUAAGAAAUUGAGGGAGCUAUACACUAUAUUAAAUAUUUUGGAUAUGAUUGAAACUACUCACAUUGAAUCAUUAAUUGAGAAACCUAGUGUUCCAGUUAAAUCAAAUCCGAAAAACGAUGCGUUUAGUAUUUUUUUAUUAUUGGUGCUAUAUACUUUGCAAGGAGUUCCUUUGGGGUUCUCGUACGCAAUGCAAAUUUUGAUACACAGUAUUCCUAAAUCGUCGUAUUAUAAACAAGCUGAAUUCAGUUUAGUAGUUUGGCCAUUCAGUUUGAAGCUUUUAUGGGCGCCAUUAGUUGAUUCUAUGUUUUCACGAAAAUUAGGCCGUCGAAAAUCUUGGUUAAUUCCAGUACAAUAUAGUUUAGGCAUAUUAUUCUUCGUCAUGGGUUUUCAUAUACACGAAUGGUUAGUAAAUAGCAACAAAUCAAACAUAAAUGCUUUGACCAUAAUGUUUUUAAUUUCAAAUUUUCUUGUUGCCACUCAAGAUAUUAUCGUAGAUGGAUGGGCAAUAGCUAUGUUGGAAAGGCAAAAUAUUUGUUAUUCUGCUAUAUGUAACAAUGCCGGACAAGCUUUCGGAAUGAUUUUAGGCUAUAAUUUAUUAAUAUUAUUAACAUCAGAAACCUUCAGGAAUAAAUGGUGGAGAAUUUCUUCAUUACCAGGCGGUAUAGUUACUUUACAAGGAUACUUUUAUUUUUGGGGAUUAAUGUUUAUGAUUGUUACUACUUUAAUAGCUAUAUUUAAGUCUGAAAAAAAAAAUAUAGCUGAACCAGAAGUGGAUCUCGGCAUUUUUAAAACAUAUAAGCUACUUUUCAGUAUAAUGAAAUUACCUAAUAUCAAAAUGCUCGCUAUUAUAUUAUUUACCGUUAAAAUAUGUUUUUGUUCUAUUGAUGCUACAUAUAAAUUGAAACUUAUAGACGGCGGAAUCGCCAAAGAAGACAUAGCUACAAUUGAAUCUAUAUUUACACCUAUACGCUUAUGUUUUCCAUUUAUUAUUAACAAAUUUACGUCUCAAGAUAAAUUUCUGAUAACUUUUUUCAAUACCAUACCCUACCGGUUAUUAAUCGGGAUGGUUUUAACUAUAUUAAUUUACUUGACACCAUAUUUUUUGAUCCAAACAAAGGCUUUACUUGUUAUAUAUAAAGUACUAUUGCUGAUGAUUUACUCUUUGCAACAGUUAGUCGAGAGUAUUAUGUUAUUGAUGGCGGUUUCAUUUUACGCUAGUAUUAGUGACCCCAAAAUUGGUGGCACAAAUAUGACGCUAUUGACUACUAUAUCAAAUUUAGGAUUGUCGUUUAGUAAAACUGGAGCUUUGUGGUUUAUUGAAUAUUGUACUUUUAAACAGUGUUCCACCGAUCAUACUAAUACAUGUUCAUCAAAAAUUCAAGAAGAUAAAUGUAAAUUGUCGAGUGGCACCUGUCAAGUUAUUAUCGAUGGAUUUUACACUGAAACUAUAAUAUGUAUAAUUUAUGGUAUAUUAUGGUAUUGUAUUUUUAGAAAGACUAUUAAUAAUCUACAAUCCAAAAAUGUGAAGGAAUGGCACGUGGAAAUGAAAGAAACAUUAUACUAAAUAUUAUUACACUAUUCGAAUAAAUAUUUACAUUUAAAUAUAAUGCAUUUAAGACCGCAUUUCAUUCAUACUUUUUCGAAUUACACAAUGGCAAUGGCUGAAUGGUUCCUUGGACCGGCUAAUAUUGAAGGUCAAUGUAUCAUAGUGGCCACUUAAAAAAGCUUAUAGACAGUUUCAGACGAGCCAGUGAACAGACCUCUGCAGACUUUCCAGUUGUACCACGGCUCAUUCAGCCCUGGCUUUGGCGCCGUCGCUGUAGAUUUGAUAAAUAUUUAUUAGUUGAUAUAUAUUAUGUAUAUAGCGUACAUAUAUGUAAAGAAAUUUAAUUUACCUA